This is a messenger RNA of Crotalus tigris (Tiger rattlesnake), 5666 nucleotides long. RefSeq names its product doublecortin like kinase 2 (gene DCLK2). NCBI's taxonomy places the organism in Eukaryota, Metazoa, Chordata, Lepidosauria, Squamata, Viperidae. The annotation marks the transcript as partial. Gene Ontology annotation, biological process: protein phosphorylation; intracellular signal transduction. The transcript has 16 exons. The record is from RefSeq and is a predicted model, not a curated record. Gene Ontology annotation, molecular function: ATP binding; protein kinase activity.
GUGAAAGUUAUGUAUGCGCUUCCAAUGAGCCAUUUCGGAAAGUUGAUUACAUUAAGAAUGUUAAUCCAAAUUGGUCUGUCAACAUAAAAUCUGGGUCAUCUCGAUCCUUCACAUCCUUAAUAUCUGCAAAAAGUGAAAUAAAGGAGAGCAAAGACUUCAUUAAACCUAAACUGGUAACUGUUAUACGCAGUGGAGUGAAGCCACGAAAAGCUGUGAGAAUUUUGUUGAAUAAAAAAACUGCUCAUUCCUUUGACCAAGUGUUGACUGAUAUAACAGAAGCUAUUAAGUUAGAUUCAGGCAUUGUCAAGAGAAUUUGCACAUUGGAUGGAAAACAGGUUACCUGUUUGCAAGACUUUUUUGGUGACGAUGAUGUUUUUAUUGCCUGUGGACCUGAAAAAUACCGUUAUGCUCAAGAUGAUUUUGUUCUGGAUCAUAGUGAAUGCCGUGUUAUGAAAUCAUCUUAUUCCCGUGCAUCUGGAACAACAAGAUAUUCUGGAUCUAAAAGUCCUGGGCCUUCACGUCGAAGCAAGUCCCCAGCUUCAGUCAGUGGAGCCCCCAGCAGCCAGAUUUCUACUCCUAAAUCAACAAAAUCAUCUGGUUCCUCACCAACUAGUCCUGGAAGUUUUCGAGGACUCAAGAUUCUCCCUCCUUGUGAAUCUUCUUCUAAUGUAAAUGGUGUGCCUGAAAUAUCUCCUUACCUGAAUCCUGAAGGCAUAAAUGGAAACAAGUACUCUGAGACAUCCACCAUUCUUGAAAAGUACAAAGUGGGAAAGGUGAUUGGUGAUGGUAAUUUUGCUGUGGUAAAGGAAUGCAUAGAACGAUCCACCAGAAAGGAAUUUGCCCUGAAGAUUAUUGACAAAGGAAAAUGUUGUGGAAAGGAACACUUGAUUGAAAAUGAAGUGUCAAUUCUACGCCGAGUGAAACAUCCCAAUAUUAUUAUGCUAGUAGAGGAAAUGGAUACUGCAACUGAGCUGUAUUUGGUGAUGGAAUUGGUCAAGGGAGGAGAUCUUUUUGAUGCUAUUACAUCUUCAACAAAAUACACAGAGCGUGAUGGAAGUGCCAUGGUCUACAAUCUAGCCAGUGCACUGAAAUAUCUUCAUGGUCUCAGUAUUGUCCACAGAGACAUCAAACCUGAGAAUCUUCUGGUCUGUGAAUAUCCAGAUGGGACAAAAUCCUUGAAGCUAGGAGACUUUGGAUUAGCCACUGUAGUUGAAGGACCUCUUUAUACAGUCUGUGGCACACCAACCUACGUGGCUCCAGAAAUCAUUGCAGAAACAGGUUAUGGCUUAAAGGUGGACAUUUGGGCUGCAGGUGUCAUUACAUAUAUACUCUUAUGUGGGUUUCCACCAUUUCGUAGUGAGAACAAUAUUCAAGAGGAUCUUUUUGAUCAGAUCUUAAUUGGAAAGCUAGAAUUUCCUUCUCCGUAUUGGGAUAACAUCACUGAUUCUGCUAAGGAAUUAAUUAGUCUUAUGUUACAAGUAAAUGUGGAAGAACGAUAUACAGCUGCUCAGAUAUUAAACCAUCCCUGGGUAUCAGAUGAUGCCUCUCAAGAAAAUAAUAUGCAAGCUGAAGUGAUAGGUAAAUUAAAGCAGCACUUUAACAACACACUUCCCAAACAGAAUAACCAAAAUGCUGGAGUGUCUAUUAUCAUGUUUGACUUGACAGUCUGAGAGACUUCAAAACUCAAUGUUUUGUAUUUUUGAGACUUUGGAUAAUCCUGAAGUGAACCCUGAACACAGCUCUAGAUAAAGAAAAUCAGAUAUUUUGCAACAAGCGCUGUCAAAUCCCAGGUCAAGCUGAUGUGAAGUAAAUCACCAAGAUAAAUCCUGCUCCUCAGCCUUCUACAACUAAUUACAAGUUGUCUUCUCUUGCUGCUUCUCAGCUACUCAGACUUUCUUCCUACCUUGAAUCAGUAUGUCAUGACACUGCAGGAUUAAUUUAAGAGAAGUUCUAAUGAAAUCCACAGCUAGGUCAGCUACUGUUCUCUUACCCUUGCUACUGUAUUUUUUUCAUUAUGUCUAAAAGGGAUGCAGGUUGUAUGUACAGUAGAUUUUAAUACUCUACCUAUUACAUUUGGGAAUUCUUAUGUUUUUAAAUGAAUUUGUGUUCACUAUAAUUUCAAAUAUACAAAUGAAUUUAUCUUCUCAUACUUGGAUAUACUUUAAAUAGGUGUAACUAUUAAGGAGCCUCAUCCAACAAAGCCUAGAUUUUUCUAAAAGAAAUGCUAGACAAAAAGGUAGUGGAACUCAUUUCUUUAAUUUAAAAAUGCAGAUCUAAAAUGGUCCUGGAGAGAAGCAAGAUUAUUCCCAGUGGCAAUUUGUACUAUAUUGAAAGUCAAGUUGUGGAGGUUUCAAUAAUGGUGUGAAUGGAUAGCACACUUAUUUUUGACAUAAAAUUUUUUGAUUAAGUAGCAUCAAGUUGGUGUUGACUCUAAGUGAUCACAUAGAUAAGAAACAUAAAUUUAAACUUUGUGGAAUUUAAUAUAGAAUAACUCAAUCAUUGACAAUCAUUUUGCAACCAACCCCAUUUAUGAAUGAGUAUGAGUGUUUUGAAGAUUGCAAUUAGUAAAGAUUUUGCAGGUUGUUUCCUGCUUCUCUUUUCCUGUCAUGAAUGACCAGGGUUUUUUUUUUCUUGGAACAGAAAGCUUGCUGCAUGGUGCAUUAUCUAAAAAAAAGAGCAGUAUAUUUAUAGCAAGCUAGUGCAGUGUUUCCCAAACUUGACAAUUUUAAGGCAUGUGGACUUCAACUCCCAGAAUUCCACAGCCAGCGUGGAAUUGAAGUCCUCAUGCCUUAAAAUUGUCAAGUUUGGGAAACACUGAGCUAGUGUAAUAAAUGAACUACUAGUCACCAACACCAAAUGCUGCCAGCAUUGUAUUUUUUUAAUUAGCCCGCUCUUAAAGAAAGUCAUCAAAUGUUUGGGGAACUAUAAUGCUAAAUGUGCAGUGAAGGGUAGAUGGAGUUGUAUAUUAAUGCUUGUUUCAAUAUUGUAUGUUCUAUGCUUGUUUUCUUUUUUCUUUCUAACAACUUUAAAUCAUUUUCUAUUAGCUCUUUACAUUAGAACUAAGAACUGCAAUAAACAUUUUUCUUCAAAAGAGUAAGUAGUAAUUUUUUUUGGGGGGAGAACUUAUAAAGCAAGUCCAGGAUUUGUAAUUACCUCGUUUCCUUCCAUUCUGGGUACACAUUAUGUUCUCAAAUUUGAUAACAUAAUUUUAUUUAAUAGGAUCAGGCUGAUUUUUCUUUUUAUGUUUCAGGUGUGUAUUAUUACAAUAGAAAACUUUCUACUGAGUAUAGGUAUACAAUUGUUGUGUCAUUCAGUUAUUUCCAGACAUUAUUUUGUUUUACACUUAAGACUGUCUUCACCUUAGUAUUUGCUUAUGUUUAAAUCAGAAUAACAGCUAAGAGAUUUUAUUUAUUUUAGGUAUGAUAGCAUACUUAGUAUAGUCUUAAUUUUGCUGUGGGCACUUUUAGUGUGAAUUAAAGAUAUUAAUCCCUUUCCCUGACAUAACUCUUGUAUUAAAAUUGGCCCGCAAAGUUACCAGGGAGUAGCACACAUUAACCAAGUCUAAUGUGAAAAUAGUUGUUAAGCAUAAUCUUAAACUAUCUGGAAAUUUCUUUCUGCAGUAUUUCAGGUGUUCUGUUUGCUUCUAUAAAUAUUAUGCAUACUUUUCUAAAACUUUCUCUAAAGAUUUAUGCAGAGCUACACAAAAGUUAUUAAAAGAAAAAAAUCAAUCCAAACAAUAUUUUUCAAAUAUUUCAUGUCCAAAUAUUUAAAUAUUACAUUUUAAAAGAAACAAUUUUUGCAUCUCCCUGAGUCCCACAUGAAAUUCCCCUCUAAGCUUCCAAGUUUGAAGUAUUAGUCGUAUAAUGAUUUGUUCAUAAGUCACCUGUUUUGCUGAAGCUAUAUUUCAGCAAGUAUAAUGGAUCCUAAAUUACUUUCCCAAAUUAUGCUUUCUGAAAUUUCCAUGCUAUCCCCUUCCUUUUCUUCUCCUCCUCCCUACUUAUUUUACCCAGUUAGAUUAUUUAUCAGUUCAGACCAGUAUUGUUUCUGCUUAUUAAUACUGCCUCCUGUUCUUAUUUUGUAGUAAAGAAAAAAGAACUACCUCUUUUAUAUUCUUGAUUUCAAUAAUCCCUAUGAAGUCAGUAUUCUCAACAUUAUUGAUUUCAGACUGUGGGAAAUAGGACACAAUUUCAGUGUUGAAUUGUGGCAAUGUUCCCACUAACCCUGCCUACUAUAUUGUCAAAAUCAACUUCAGUCUUCAGUCUAAUCAAUUCAGACUGCAAUCCUGAAAUUUCAGACUUAAGUACUCAGUUUUCAGUCAACAUAAACAAAAUCAGGAAUAUAUUGUGCCUGUGCUUCAGGAGCUUAGUUUUGAAUAACUUUGAGAUUAAUCAGUCAACUGUACACAGUGUAACCUAGGUAGAAAGAAUGGCACUAUAUUAGCAUAAUUUAAUGCUUAUGAUUUCUAGCUUUUUAUUUUUUUUCUAGCAUAAUACUCAACAUGUAGUGACAAAUUUAAUUUCUUUUUCUCCAUCUUAGGGGUUCCAAUUGUUUAAAAUUGGGUGGUCCAUAUCCAGUAUACUUUGAAGUCAGUGUUCAAAUAAUUGUACCCUUUCCCCAUUCUACUAGGAUGAUAAAUGUUUAUGUUCUAAUUGCUUUAUAUAAAAAGGUUUUUUUUUAAAAAAAAAAAAACACCCUUUCAUCAGCUCACUGGCCAUGUGGUCAAAUAUUAAUGAUAGAAUGUUCCUGAUGAAAAACCAUCCAGUACCUCAUAUGUUGGCUAUGCUUUUCUGAUAUAACUAAAAUGAAAAACAUUCUUGGGUUUGUAGUCUUUCUUUGUAUGAAUAUAUUUUGGCAUCCGAAAGAUUACAGUGGCACAAGAAAUUACCCAAUAAAACUCUCCUGUCAAAUCAAAACAAAAGCAAAGCAAGGACACAUCUGUUCUAAGCACAAGGAAAACCAAAGAACAGACAUAUCACAUCAAGCCCUCCAUGAAACACAUAUAGCAUACGUCAUUCCUUAGGAGAGGUCUUUCAUUAGCAGCUGUAGCUAGACAGUUGACUGGACCUUUAGUAGAAUGCAUAGAAGAAUAGAGGCUUGAAUCUUCUUCUUGUCCUAAUCAAAUCUAAACAGUGCCUUGGUUUUACACAGAGCACAAAAAGAAAUGAACAACAAUGUAAAGUUGGACAUGUGACUGCAGAUGUUUGAAUUCAAAAUGAGAAGGAAGGAAGAGUUCAGGAGCAAAGGUUACUUUUUGCUCCGGAUUUUGGGGAUUAAUUUUUAGAUGUUUCCUGUAUCAUUGGAAGACAGUCUUUAAAAAAAAAUAACAUUGUAAUUCAACUGUGCUCAGGGUUUUUAAACUAUCAUGUAUCUUAACAAUAUAAGCACAGCCGGUCUUCUGGUUUGGUCAACUAUUAUCUGAGUAUAUUCAAUAAAGCUUUUGUUCGACUUGGAAGAGGAGAGUAUGACUAUACUUGCAAAGUUCAAGGCCACAACCAUCAUCUAUUACAUAUAUAGAAGCUAAAUUUGUAGAUGGUGUUAGGUCUGUGCUAAAAGAAAUGUAGCAAUAAAUACACAUUUGGCAUUUGCUGUGUUCUCUGAAAAUGUUUGAUACAUGCAGCAGUAACUAUAACCAAAAUUUCCUAUUAAAAAGACAAGAUUUACAAUCA